Geodia barretti is the source of this 1257-nucleotide messenger RNA. The record is from the annotation of a GenBank genome assembly. NCBI's taxonomy places the organism in Eukaryota, Metazoa, Porifera, Demospongiae, Tetractinellida, Geodiidae.
AUGCCCAUGGCUAAGGAGAAGGGGAGGCGAAGAACCGUGUCAUCUGGCUCAGACUUCGGUCUGCAGGCCCACCUGUCUCCACCCAGAACCAAGACAAUGGGCGGCGAGUGGGAUCUGUGUGAUGGCGAAGGAGACUCCGCGAGUAGCAAGGCGGGCCCUCCCGAAUCGUUCCCCCUCUGCUGCUCCCCCAAGACGUGCCUCCUGGGGGACUCCGUUGACCCCGCGAGUCCGGACGUGGACUCCGUCAAGAUGCAGUGCAGCAACGACAAGUGUCCGUACAGCCAGUGGAUGCACCACGAGUGCUUCGUCGGCUUCGAAGAGCAGAUGCUGAGCUGCCUGCGAGGGAUGAGCCGGGCUCGAAACUGGUCGGAGAAGCAACGAAGACAGAACUUGUGGACAAAGAAAGGCUACGACCUGGUGUACAAACUGUGCACAUGUCGCUGUGCAAAGGGGACGCUAAAGAAAGACAUUAGCAUGUCAGCCGAGACUGCAGAAAAACUGAAGCGGAAACGGAAGCGGUCACUCGGGGAGAAGAUGUCCACCACUAACCAGACGGUACCCAACGGGAUCGUCCGGUCUCGCGCACGGAGUGGAAGAAACAACAGCGACUCUGUCUCGAGCGAAAACGGCACACCUUACAUGCAACCCUUCUCGCACCGAACCGGCUACAAGAUCCUUGAGCGUCUCGUACCCCGCCACCUCGUCAACUCGUACCACAUCAAGAUGGAGGAUGACGGGUACGGCGCUGGCGACGACACUCGCUCAUUCGUUCUCGCCAGUCUUGCCUUCCACCGAACUAGCCAGGUCCUCUGCGUGUUGUGUAGGUCACACCUCUCUGUUUACGACCAGUUCCCUCUCAUCGAUGGCACCUUCUACCUCUCUCCUCUCAAAGCCAACACCUGCUCUUACGAAGUUGAGAGCAAGACCGACGACCCCCUGUUUCUAUCCGCCGUCUGCCUCAAGUGCCUGGUGGGCAUCAAUAAGGUCACCUGUACCUACUGCUCCAAGAGUUGGAACGGCAACGCGCACCAGAUCGGGACAAUGUACAACUAUGAUCUGUUUGCGUCCCUGCCCUGCUGUAAGGCGAGUACGGAGUGCAGCAAGUGCCGGCACCAGCUCCUCGAUCCGGGCUCAGUAACCCUCAGCUUCUCCCAACUCUCCCAUCAGCACCAGUGUCCCCACUGUAACACCACCGAUUACCACUUCAUCAAACCCAUCACCCGCUUCACUGUCAAAGUGCAGCAACAGCAAGAGUGA